Messenger RNA from Drosophila obscura, 763 nucleotides. RefSeq names its product larval cuticle protein 16/17 (gene Cpr12A). Gene Ontology annotation, molecular function: structural constituent of chitin-based larval cuticle. The record is from RefSeq and is a predicted model, not a curated record. The transcript is spliced from 2 exons. Gene Ontology annotation, cellular component: chitin-based extracellular matrix. Bases 129 to 713 code for a protein of 194 amino acids. Lineage: Eukaryota; Metazoa; Arthropoda; Insecta; Diptera; Drosophilidae.
CAACACGCGACAGCACACGCACCCACAUUUCCCCAACCAAACACACACCCAUAAAAAGCAUCCUUUCCCGCAUCUGUUACCAUCUUAGUUAGCCCCUCCAGCACACACCUUCUGCAACGCUUUCACACAUGGAAAUGGCCAAUGCCAGCAAUGCUGUAAUCCUGCUCUCCAUCUCCCUUCUCCUGCUGGGCCUCAGUGCGAGUGCCGCCGAUGCACAGAAGCACUUGGAGCGGCAGCCGGAUCAGAGGGGCGUGCGACUGCUGGAUCGGUUCGAUAAUCGCUAUCCGGACGGCAGCUACGAGUAUCGCUUCGAGCUGGAUGAUGGCACGGCGCGCUACGAGCGGGGAUACUUUGCGAUGGUGGACAAGGUCAAGACCUUGAUGGUGGUCGGCUACUACUCCUAUCGCAUGACAGAUGGCCGAUACAUCACCGUCUUCUACAAUGCCGAUCAGUUUGGAUACCGCCAGAAUCAAUCGAUCACACCUCAGGUGUAUCCCAAUCUGCCGCGCUCCAUUGAGGUGCCAAUGGCCAGCAGCGGGACGUCCAACCUACGCUCCCAGUCCCAGUCCCAGACCCAGUCCCGGCCAGAGUCCGCCUACAGCUCCAGCUCCAGCUCGUCCCCAUAUCCCGCUCCCACCACCCGUUCGCCGUCUGAGAGUGCCACCACGCCCAGGGGGGCUACAACGACGAGUCGCAGGGGCGGACGCUUCUGAGACCGGGUCCAAGUAAUUACAGGCUCCCCUCAUUAUUAUUAUUAUUCCCU